Molecule: messenger RNA, 507 nt
Organism: Plasmopara halstedii
Lineage: Eukaryota; Oomycota; Peronosporomycetes; Peronosporales; Peronosporaceae
Exons: 1
Coding region: 1-507 (168 amino acids)
Source: RefSeq, a predicted model, not a curated record
AUGUGGAAUGAUGGAUCGACAACUGCUGAUACAGUCUUAGCGCUACUAUCGUCCAACGCUACUGCCCCAGUAAAGGUAGUUGUACAGUUUAGUAAUUUAACAAACGCUACAUCAAUUAAUGGAGCGUGGAUUGGAUCUAAUAAUGAUCUCCAUUUUCUUACCAACAACUCACGUAAAUGCACUGUCACAGCCGGCGGUCGUUUUGGUAUUGGCACAGCUACUCCAUCAGCAUUUCUCCAUAUACAAGGCAGCGUUUCUUUCGCGGAUAUAUCAGGCACGGGGGGUCAGCAAUACAAUAUAAAUUCGAAUACUUGGACAAAUCUUGGUACUGGAGCUCUGUCGUUACCUAUAUCAGCUCUCUUUAGCUCAUUAAUUUUGGUAGGAUCCUCCGUGUACUCAAUAUCUGACCGACGCUUAAAGAAGGAUAUCAAGACAAUUGACCUAGUCAUUGAUCGUUACCAUACUCUAAACCCUGUCUGCUCAGGAGGUACGAAAGGUAUGUGCUGA